AUGUUUUUUUCAAAGACAAUUAAAGUGACAUUUGAAAAAUUAUUCAAUGCAAAACAACAAACUGUGAAAGGUGUACAAUCAGUAUUUUUUCGCAGUGGGUUUAUAUUUAUAGGCUCAGUAGUCGCUGUUUGGAUAUCAAUAUUUCUUUAUACAGCAUUUUACUAUGCAUACAUGCCAAAUAUGCAACACAUACGUCCUGUUCACUUUGAAUUUGAUUCAUGUCAAACAUUAAAAGGACCAUCCAGUUGGCCGUCAGCAUUUGUCCGAUUUACAAAAAAACAGCAAUUUUUGAUGGUUGGCCAGCCAUAUAAAAUAAAUUUAUACUUAGAAAUGCCAGAAUCAACAACGAAUAAAGAAUUAGGAAUGUUUAUGGUGUGCUCAAGCCUAAAAACUCACAAUCACGGUAUCAUUGAUAAGUCUUGUAGACCUACGAUGAUACACUAUCGAAGUACAUUACUCCAUUAUCUUACGACACUGGCAUUUUCGCCAAUGCUAAUUUUUGGCGCUCGCGAAGAAAAACAAAACAUUAUGUUGGAAUUGUAUCGUAAUUUCGAAGAAGACCAAAAUCAUCCAGUAACGUCAAUUUCUAUUGAAAUAAAAUCGAAAUUCAUCGAAUUUUAUUCAGCGACUAUUGAAAUCCAUGCUCAUUUAUACGGAUUGAGAUAUUUAAUGUUUCAUUGGCCAAUAUUGACAGCCAUAAUCGGAAUCACGACCAACUUAUUCUUUAUAUCGCUUAUAUUUAUACUGUCGUACUUGCAUUUUACAUAUGAAGAAGAUCUCCAAGAUGAACAGUUUAGUUAUGAAAAAGGUCAAAUGGAAAAAAGCACCCACAAAAAUAGCACUGACUUAUCUUCAGAGUCAUCUUCCAUAGAAGACGCCUCGUUACUCGAUGAUCUCAUUAAAAGCAGCGAUGAAUCCAAUAAAUUAGAUUUAAAUUUACCUGAAGACAAAUCGCGGUAUAUUGAAGAAAUUAAAUCAAAACCAAAGUGA
Molecule: messenger RNA, 990 nt
Organism: Cotesia congregata
Lineage: Eukaryota; Metazoa; Arthropoda; Insecta; Hymenoptera; Braconidae
Source: the annotation of a GenBank genome assembly